AUGCAUGGCACCUCGCAGUCUGCUGCUGUCGCUGACGCCGGCCCUGCUGGCGGCUGGAGCAUGCGUCCGUCUCCUCCUUCCCCCCCUGGCACCGAUGUCGCGUCUGCUGGCUGGUGCAACGUUUUGGUGCGCCUAUCAUUGUCCAACCAGCCGAACCUGACUCCUCCUUGCUUGCCCCAUUGUGUAACCCGGCGCCGUAAGCGCCGGAGAGCCGCCGCCGCCGCCGCCACGUGGUCUCUCGCCUGA
Messenger RNA from Gaeumannomyces tritici R3-111a-1, 246 nucleotides. RefSeq lists its product as hypothetical. The transcript has a single exon. NCBI's taxonomy places the organism in Eukaryota, Fungi, Ascomycota, Sordariomycetes, Magnaporthales, Magnaporthaceae. The coding region runs from base 1 to 246 and encodes 81 amino acids. The record is from RefSeq and is a predicted model, not a curated record.